Messenger RNA from Paramisgurnus dabryanus, 2110 nucleotides. The record is from RefSeq and is a predicted model, not a curated record. Lineage: Eukaryota; Metazoa; Chordata; Actinopteri; Cypriniformes; Cobitidae.
AUUUUGAGGAAGUAAAUGUAUGUCUUAAGACACUCAUGAUAGUGACAGCUCACACAGCGAGAAAGCCAUUGGACAUAACAACAUCCUGUCUAUGCAUAAAAGCAUUGCAUUGGUUAAAAAAUACGUUCUGUAACUAUUAUACAGGAAAAUAGGAUAAUUUUAAGUUUUAGGCAUCAACCACCCUUUUCCCUGUAGCACAUUUUAUGUCUGAUAGUUGUACAUCAAACAUACUGAACCGCUUUCUCAAAGUCUUGGUCUUCGCUGAUGUUUCAAUAUUUCGAGAUAUGGACAUGAAGACGUGGAUGGCGGGCACACAGUGUGUUGCCAAAAAGGACCAUGGUAAACCUAAAUCUGAUGAAAUACAGUAUUGCAAAGGUGAUGUCCUCACAAUCCUGGCAUCAGGAGGGAAAAAAGGAGUGUACAGAGCGAGACACAACACCACCGGAGAAGAAGGCCUGGUGUCCGCUUCCAACCUACGAGAGAGGGAGGCCAUCCGUAUAGACCCUAAACUCAGUCUAAUGCCCUGGUUUCAUGGAAACAUAUCAGGACCACAGGCUGCCCGCAAACUCCGGACCAUGGAAGACGGCCUGUUCCUGGUUCGAGAGUCCAUCCGACACCCGGGCGAUUUCGUACUGUGCGUCUGCUUUAACCAAGAAGUGUUUCACUACCGCGUCAUCUUUCGAGACAGCAAACUGUCCAUCGACAACAAAGAGUUCUUCUCCAAUCUCAUCGACAUGAUAGAGUUUUAUACCAGAAACAAAGGUGCCCUUGCAACAAUACUACUGAAGCCAAAAAAGAAAGAAGGCACAAAGUCUGCUGAGACUGAGCUGUUAAAAUCUGGUUGGUUACUGGAUAUCUCAAAGUUGACUUUAGGAGAUACCAUUGGUGAAGGGGAAUUUGGAGCUGUCUUCGAAGGCGAGUACGGAGGGCGGAGGGUCGCCGUCAAGAACAUCAAAUGUGACGUUACAGCUCAAGCUUUUCUCGAAGAGACAUCAGUCAUGACAAGCCUUCAUCAUAAGAAUCUGGUGCAGUUAUUAGGGGUCAUUCUGCACAAUGGACUUUAUAUCAUAACAGAAUUAAUGUCAAAGGGAAAUUUGGUGAAUUAUCUGCGCACACGAGGACGUUUCGCUGUCAAUGCGGCUCAGCUGCUGAGAUUUGCUCUAGAUGUGUGUGAAGGUAUGGAACAUCUGGAGUCAAAGAAACUUCUGCACAGAGAUCUCGCCGCCCGCAACAUUCUGGUGUCUGAAGACUCGGUCGCCAAAGUCAGUGAUUUCGGUCUUGCUGUGGCAAAGGUCAGUGCGGACACCCCAGACACCUUAAAAAUACCUGUGAAGUGGACCGCACCCGAAGCGUUAAAGACCAGGAAAUUCUCCACUCAAUCGGAUGUAUGGAGUUAUGGAAUACUUCUGUGGGAAAUCUUCUCUUACGGCAGGCAGCCAUACCCCAAAAUGACGGUUACUGACGUGAGAGAACGUGUGGAUCAAGGUUACCGCAUGGAGUCACCCGAUGAAUGUCCACCUGAAAUCUACACCAUCAUGAGGUCCUGUUGGGAAACAGAUCCCAAAAAGAGACCGUCUUUCCACAAACUGCGAGACAAACUAGAAAAAGAGGUCAGGAGAUUUGAAACGUGAUUGCUUUGAUCCAGUUGUGUAAACUGAUGACUGUUCAUCAGAUGCCAAAGUUGACAUCGUCUUUAAUAUUGUUCACAUGUGUCGAACUUACUAUUUAUUUCUAUUCGAGCACUUUCUAUGUGUGUAUGUUUAUUUAAAUUUCUUUAUUUGUUUAAGAAAUUACGUGAUUUAGUAAAAUGUACCUUUAUGAGUUCAGACCGGUGAGGAAUUGAUCCCUGACUUUUGAUUUCAUUCAGCACUGUGCUUCUCAGAUGGGCAUUUGCUUUAUCAUAUUUUGAUAAAUUUGCUAUAAAUAUCGCUUUUGUCAAGUCAAAGUCUGCUGUAUUUUAUUGCGUGUUAUUCUGUCAUUUGACGACAGGCUGGUUAAAUUAAUAUGUGUCAACAUGGAUUCAUUGUGAAACAUCAGUGCCUUGUGUUGUACGUGAUUGAGGUUUAAUUUCAAUAAAUGCAUCAUAAGGAAAUAAUUUUUCCAAAACAGA